GAUAUUCGCUCGUUCAACCCCAAAGCGCUAAAACCCUGGUUCGGCAGCCCUCUCUCUUGUUUGCUCGCUUGCACACACCGAAUAGCAGCAGCAGCAGCUCUUCUGCUUGACGGAGAUGGUGAGCCAUAACUUGAAAUCUGUCCACGCUGCUUUCACUCCCGACGGUGAUUUCCUCGCCAUAUUAUCUCCAGAUGGGGUUGUUAAAAUCUGGAACACAAGCAAUGGAAAUUUGUUCGCAGAGUUUAAAGAGCAAGAUGAAGAAUCUGACCGUUGUUAUUCUUGUUUGGCAUGUAUCUUCAUUGGGAAAAAGCGUAGAAAAGGCUCUGGUACAAUCUUACUUGCUCUAGGCACAACUACUGGCAACAUUUUGGCCUUUAAUGUUUCCACUGGUGAGAAGAAGUGGACAUCUGCUGAAUGCCACCCUGGUGGAACUUUGGGUCUCUAUUUUCUAAAUGGAGGCAAUGCCCUUCUCUGUGUUGGUGCUGAUGGAGUGGCAUCUGAAGUGGAUCCCCAAACUGGAGAACUUAUGAGAAAAUUCAAGGCCUCAAAAAAGUCCAUAUCAUCGUUGUCUCUUUCUUCUGAUGAGAAAGUUCUAGCUGUAGCAUCUUCUAAGAUACGGGUAUUUAACUUAGAAAAUGGGAAAGAGCUUCAGAAGUUUCCCUUUGAUCUGGAUUCUGUUCAAUAUAUGGCUGUUUCUGAUGGUGCCAAGGCCAUUGUUACUUCAGGAUUUGGGGAUAAGCAGCUUCAAGUGUGGCACUGUGAUUCCAGCACCACAGAUGGAACUACCGGGCCCACCCUUUCUAUGAAAAAUCCUCCAUUUAUGUUAGAAUGCAAAAAUUCUUCCGAGGACAAAGAUGGUUUGGUUGUCCUAUCAGUUACAGAGUCUGGUAUUGCUUACUUGUGGGAUUUAAAGACCAUUUCACAAGACAAGGUUAGCCCUACAAAGAUCAUGGUCAAGUCUAUCAAAGCAAAAGCUGACCGACAAAAGAGUGGAAGUGCCAAGAAGGGUCGUAUUCCUGUCAUAUCUGCUAGAUUGAAAGCUUUAGAGAUGGAUAAGCCAAUUUCUAUCCUUAUUGCAUAUGGUUCCAUAGACUGUCCACAUUUUAAUGUAUUGGAGAUUACUAACCCAGGGGAGGAUAUUAUUGUUACUGCUGGAGAUAUGAUGUCAAGAACUAUAGCUGGCAGUCUUCAAGAAAAUGAAGAUCUUGGAGGUAAAGAAAAUUCUGCUCCGAGUAUCCAGAAGCUGGAGUCAAAAGCAGCAGAUGAACCAAUGCAGAAGAAAAAAGUAAAUAAGAAAAGGGCUGCACCAGAUCAAGACAUUAUAACUACAGGGAACACAUUUGGUUUUGAGGCUAUGGAUGGGAUCCGUGUUGAUGAUGAUUUAACUGAGCCAACCAUGGGUGAGAAGCUUGCAAGUCUAAAUUUGAUUGAUAAUGAUAAGGCCAAUGGCCUUGAAAAACAAGAACCUUCUUUUGGAACAAAUCUCCCAAGUGCAGAUUCAGUUCAUGUGUUGCUCAAGCAAGCACUUCAUGCUGAUGAUCGUGCACUUCUCUUAGAUUGUUUGUACAACCAAGAUGAAAAGGUUAUUGCAAAUUCAACCUCAUUGUUAAAUCCAUCUGAUGUUCUCAAGCUUUUGGACUUCCUGAUGCCUAUCAUACAGUCGAGGGGUGCAGUUUUGGCUUGUGCUCUUCCAUGGCUUAGAAGUCUACUUCUUCAGCAUGCAAGCAGUAUAAUGUCCCAGGAGUCUUCGUUUUUUGCACUCAACUCUCUAUACCAGCUCAUUGAAUCUAGAGUCUCAACCUUUCAGUCAGCUCUUCAACUAUCAAGCUGCUUAGACUACUGUUUUGCAGGGAUUUUGGAAGAUAUGGCUGAUGAAGAAAGCACAAUGAAACCCAUCAUUUAUGAAGAUAAGGAUGAAAGCGAAGAAGAGGAACCUGAAGAUGAUAUGGAAACUGAUGAAGAUGUCAGUGAAGCUAUCAUUGGUUUUAGUGAUUUUGAAGGAAGUGAUGGCAUGAGUGAUUAAAGAGAUAACUGAUAAAAUGAAUGCCCUGAAGGCUUCUUGAGAAGGAAGAAUCAACCAAUACCAGAUUUGGCAAAUCUGAUCGCGGGUACAGAAUGACUUCUUCGUUUUCCGUAGCAUUGAGGUUACAGAGUGAAGAAUCAAUUCAUUGCUUACAGUAUGCAGAAGUGUUGUAUUGGGCACAUCAGGUCAUGUGCUAAAAUUUUGACAUUUUUCCAGUAUUAUUAUUGAGGACCUUCAAGCUAUAAGGCAAAAUUAGAUCCUUGAAUCAAUGACAAGUAGGUUCAUUUUUCAUCCUGGACCUCUUGGCUGUUGCCUGUUGCUCAAGCUUGAAACACCAUAAAACUAUACUCUUUCUCAGAUCCACGGUUGUUUCACGCGGAGGUGUCAAAUGGGCGGAUUCAUUAGUACUUUGUAAAGAAAAUAUUGUUUAGGGUUUCUAAGUUAUCACAAAUGCUGUACUUAUAUCUAUUCACCCAAUCUUUUGAAUUUGGGUUAUGAUGUGUUUAUAUUGUUAAACUUCUCACUUC
Messenger RNA from Nelumbo nucifera (sacred lotus), 2550 nucleotides. Its product is annotated as WD repeat protein. The record is from RefSeq and is a predicted model, not a curated record. Gene Ontology annotation, molecular function: protein binding. NCBI's taxonomy places the organism in Eukaryota, Viridiplantae, Streptophyta, Magnoliopsida, Proteales, Nelumbonaceae.